GACGGCGGCGAGUGAUCUCUGCGCAACAACCUGCCCGUGCAAGGCGGAGGCGAAGAUCAAGAUGGAGAUCGAGACGGAGUCAAAGUCGGGGAGCAGGGACUCCGAUGCGGAGGUUUCGGGGUGUGAGAAGAGGAUGAAGGAAACAGAUUAUGAUUCGGAUGGAAGGUUAAAGUUGGAGAUUGAGUGGAAUCCGAUGAAGUUGCAGAUUCAGAUUUUACUCUCCGAUAUGGAUCGGUUGAUGACGAGCGGUGAAGGGGAAGAUGAAGGUAGAAAUAGAAUAGUGCAGUCGCAAGCCAAGACGUUGUUGAGAAUGGUAGAAUUGUGCAGAUGCUGCAGGGAAGCCUAAGCCUGCUUUCAGAAAAGAUAAACCAGCGAUUGGUGGAUCACGAAGAGCUGGAUGGGAUAAAGGACGCCUCGAAGAUGGAUUCAGCGAUGGGGAACGGCCAUGCCACAAAGGUGGAUUCAGCGGUGGGGAACUCAAAGGAAGGCCACGCCAUGAAGGUGGAUUCGGCGAUGGGGAACACAAAGGAAGACCACGGCACGAAGGUGGGUUUGGCGAUGAGGAACUCAAAGGAACGCCUGAAAGGGGACAAGUCAGGGAAACGAAAAGUGUCCAAAAGGAGGAGGAAAAGUUACGGAAGCAGUUGGAGAAGUAUGAGGAGUAUAGGAGGAAGAUGGCUGAGGAAGAGCUUCAUCGGGAUCCAGAGGAGCUAACAGACCCUUACGCCUACCAAGCAAGGUUGUUUGAAAAAAGGUGGAACGAGCUCUAUCUGAAUCGCUAUGGUCGCUUGGAAGACAACACAUCUAUCCCUUGCAAGCGGUAUACAGUUAAUCCUGCGCCAGAUGGUGGUCAUAAGUGCGAUACUCUGCAGGUGUUUUCUGUCAAGGUUGCAGAAUUAACAGGAGGUUUACAGUGGCCGCUCGAUGUGUUUGGUAUGGUAGCUCUGCGUGACAUGUUAGAUCACAACCGCAAUAUUAUCUUCAAGCGCGGAAGGGAUAACUGUCAAACUCUCACCGACGAGAAUACAUAUUUAGUAAUGACUGGUCCUGUCCGUGGUGUUGUGUCCUCUGGUCCUGUGAUCUUUGAGGUUAAGUUGUAUGUGAGGGGCAUUACUGAGUCCGAUGACAAAGAAUUAAGCCUGCUAGCAGCUAGGCUCGUCAACCUCAGUUACAACACCCCCUGGAGUCGCUUCUGAUUAAGAAGUCCUACACUAGCAGG
This is a messenger RNA of Panicum virgatum (switchgrass), 1219 nucleotides long. RefSeq lists its product as uncharacterized. NCBI's taxonomy places the organism in Eukaryota, Viridiplantae, Streptophyta, Magnoliopsida, Poales, Poaceae. The record is from RefSeq and is a predicted model, not a curated record. The transcript has 3 exons. Bases 675 to 1196 code for a protein of 173 amino acids.